AUCAACGCUGCAAAUAGAGAGAAGAAACACUCAACAAGCUAGAGAGAGGGGGGGAGAGAGAGAGCCGGGCUGAUAAAGCAACACUGCACCAUUGGGGAGCUGCGCAGUCUACACCCUCACUGCUUAAACACUCUCACCUCCUCCCCCUUCUUCCUCCUCCUCCCUUUCCUCUCCCAAGUGGCCAAGUCCCAACCGCUCCAUAACCACAGCUGACCGCUCCUCUCCCUCCCCCUCUCUGCACGACCACGACACCAUGAUCCCAUGAGCGACAAGAAGAAGAAGAAGAGGAGGAGGCAGAUAGGUAUUGCGUAGGUAGGAUAGGAGCUAUACAUCCAGAUAGCAGCGGAGUAGCAACGCUGCCAGCACGUAGGGAUGUACAAGAACCAGCUGCAGGAGCUGGCGCAGAGGAGCUGCUUCAGCCUGCCGUCGUACGUGUGCACGCGGGAGGGGCCCGACCACGCGCCGUGCUUCCGGGCCGCCGUCACCUUCAACGGCGAGACCUUCGAGGGCCCCAGCGGCUGCACCACGCUCCGCCAGGCCGAGCACGCCGCCGCCGAGGUCGCCCUCGCCCGCAUCGCCCUCCGCGGGCCCUCCACCUCGCUCGCCGCCCGGGUCCUCGAUGAGACGGGGGUGUACAAGAACCUGCUGCAGGAGACCGCGCAUCGGGCCGGGCUGAAGCUGCCGGCGUACACCACGGUGCGCUCGGGCCCGGGCCACUCACCGGUGUUCGCCUCCACGGUGGAGCUCGCUGGCAUGAGCUUCGCGGGCGACCCCGCCAGGACCAAGAAGCAGGCGGAGAAGAACGCCGCCAUGGCCGCCUGGUCUUCCCUCAAACGGAUGCCGGAGGCGCGCAAGGAGCCGGGCGCCGGCGACGAGCAGGACCACGUGAUCGUCGCAAGAGUUCUCGCCGCGCUGAAGCCUCGAGGCGACGGCAAGGCGGCGCCUUUGCCAAAGCAGUGCGGCACCGGAUCUUCUCCCUCUGUUCUUCCGAACCCGUCGCUGUACAGACACCAAUGGCGGCCUCGGAACACCCCUGCUCAGCCGCCGAGGACGGCGCCCCCGCAGCCGCCGGUUGGCCCCAGGAUCCUGCCUCCCCUGCACCUGCUGCAGCAACCGGCGUCGAGCUCCAUGGACGCCGCGGCGGCGGAGCUGGUGCGCAUGCUGGAGAGGGCCAUCGUGAGGGACAGGGCCGCCGCGGAGGCACUCCCGCCGUCGCCGUGCUACUACGCUCCGGCCCCGGCGUACCACCACGGCGCCGCGCCGAGAUCCUUCGCCGCGGACGGGUUCCACGCGCCGGCCGUGAGCGUGCGAUCGGUGAUCCCGGUGUGCGCCGCCCCGCCGCCGCGGCCGCCGGCCAAGCAGGAACGGAAUGGCCCAGCGACAUCCUCAUAUGCAGGCAAGAGGGUGUGAGCUCGUGGCCGGCUUUUGAAGCGCAAGAAGAGAAGAAAUCGUUAGCCUUCAUUGGUUCUGUUUUCGCGGGGGAAUUUUGAUCACAGCUUUCUCUGUACAAAAGUUGUGUACGAGGUCAUCCAAGCAUCUCUCUCCCUUUUCUCUCCCCCUACCUCUGCUGUUUUGACCAUGAUCCGGAUGGCGAGAUCUUCAGAGUUCAGAAAGGCAGCCGUGGCCUCCAUGUCCAUGAGACCACGGAGGGCUUUAGAUGGAUGAACAUAUGAUAUAGUUGUACUACUGUUCUAGAGCUUCAGUAGAAGCCAUUCUCCGUGUUAACCAGCGUAUCAUCUCGUCGGCCCUGCAUACACAUCUUGCCAUGUACAAAAUUUCACGUCGUAUACAUAUCCUUUUUUUUCUGAA
This is a messenger RNA of Panicum hallii, 1809 nucleotides long. Its product is annotated as double-stranded RNA-binding protein 3-like. Lineage: Eukaryota; Viridiplantae; Streptophyta; Magnoliopsida; Poales; Poaceae. The transcript is spliced from 3 exons. The record is from RefSeq and is a predicted model, not a curated record. Gene Ontology annotation, molecular function: double-stranded RNA binding. Bases 373 to 1410 code for a protein of 345 amino acids.